Messenger RNA from Strongylus vulgaris, 653 nucleotides. The record is from the annotation of a GenBank genome assembly. Lineage: Eukaryota; Metazoa; Nematoda; Chromadorea; Rhabditida; Strongylidae.
AUGAGCAUAUCAGAAACGGUGCAAAUCAUCAGCCAUUCCUACUACGUACCUACAGUGAAGUUAAUACUUGUUUCAUUCUCUGGCUUUGACGAAAGUGAGAGGGCGGCAAUGAAGUUUAUGGUGGAAACGAUGGGAGCUAAAUUCACGCCAUAUCUUAGUCGUCUCAAUAAUCUACUUAUUGCAAAAAGUGUUGGUGUGGAAAAAGUCGAAAAGGCGCGAGAAUGGGAUAUCCCAAUCGUGAACUACCAGUGGCUAGCUGAUAGUUACGCUGGACAAAGAGUGGAAAUCGACAAUCCGCGAUAUCAGGUAGGACAACCAUGUGAAGGCGUAUCACCUGGUCCAUAUGCCCUCGAAAUGAUCAACGAUCAAUUUAAACAGCUUCUUCUUGCCUGGAAAAUGCCCAUAAUUGUGUCGCCAGAGCAGUGGCGGCGAUCAUUUGACACAAAACAAGCAGUAGAGAACGACGAAGGGGUUUUCCCUAACAAGAAACUUCGGGCUCAGUCAGCCCCUCCCAGUGAAGCAGAGAUUGCCGCGAAAGCAGAAGAGCGCAAAAAGGCUGGCGGUAAACAUCCAGAGUAUGUGGUAGCAUUCUGUGGAAUAGAUGAAGAGAAUAAACAUGUGCUGACUCAGGUCGGUCAUAACUGCUAUUGAUU